AUGAGGUUUUCAGGGACCUUUUGUAUGCACAAUGAGGAGUGUGUCUCCCACUUGUUUUUCCUCUGCCCCUUUUCGAGAGAGAUAUGGCAUCGAUGGUGGGAGGCUUGGUGUCAGGGUUGUAUUCAUGCCACUUCUCUUAUUGACUUCUGGGAAAGCUUGGGCAGACCUCCUGCGAAGACUUCUUUCUUACAGGCUGCUUGGUUAGUUGGUCCGAUCUUCAUCCUCUGGAACCUCUGGCUGGAAAGGAAUCACAGAAUCUUUUGUGGCUCCAAACUUGGAAGCUCCCAAGUGUGGAAGCUAAUUCUUAAUAGGCUCCAGGAGAUGAUUUAUGCUAAGUGUGAUAUGUCUACCUAUAUAGAUCCUGGGGAUCAAGCUAUUGUGAGGAAUCUGAAUCUGGGAGAUAGCUGUAAGGGAUGCAGUCUCAGGAAAAGACCGAGUCAUGGUAAGCAGAGGGUGAGUCGAGAUGGGAGGUGGUCCCCUCCCCCGAUGGGAAUCCUGAAGAUCAAUACGGAUGGGUCUUCGCGGGGGAACCCUGGUCAUGCUGGUAUUGGGGCUAUUGGUAGAAGUGAUGAUGGGGGUGCGGUCUUUCUCCUCUCUGUUUAUAAGGGUCAACAUUCUAAUAAUCUGAUGGAGGCCCUGGCUAUUAAGGUUGUUAUUGAGCGGGGAUGCUCAUUAGGGUGGCGGAAGAUUAUCUGUGAGUCUGACUCUCAGAUUGUUGUGGAUAUGUUGAAUAACCAGAAAUUGGAAGAUGUUAGUUGGCAACUUGCCUCUUUGGCCAGACAAACUCUUAGUCUUUGUAGGUACUUGGACUCUGUCUCCUUUCAUUAUAUCCCUCGCGAAUGGAAUAGAGUGGCAGAUUGCCUGGCAAAGUGGGCCUCAGAGAAUGUGGGUAGAUGGGAUAUUAAUAGUAGGGAUGAGUUACCUUUUGAGUAUUGUGAGAUCAUUGAUCAGAUGUUACUGGAGGACAAGAGUAUGUAG
Cryptomeria japonica (Japanese cedar) is the source of this 978-nucleotide messenger RNA. RefSeq lists its product as uncharacterized. The record is from RefSeq and is a predicted model, not a curated record. Gene Ontology annotation, molecular function: RNA-DNA hybrid ribonuclease activity; nucleic acid binding. Bases 1 to 978 code for a protein of 325 amino acids. The transcript has a single exon. NCBI's taxonomy places the organism in Eukaryota, Viridiplantae, Streptophyta, Pinopsida, Cupressales, Cupressaceae.